UCUUGACGUGGCAGAGGCGGCGCCAGCCAUGUUGGCCGAGCGGAGGUCUUCGCUGAGGCCCGGGGCGGGGUGGCGCCACCCCUGAUUGCGGUGCCACGGACUGCUCCUGCUGGGCGGAGAGGACAGAUUUUGCAAAGCGGAGGCUGCGACGGGUCCUGCAGGGGGACAGUGAGGUAAGGGCCGCCUCGUCUCCGCUCCUGGGGGAUCGCAGAAAUAAGAAUCAAACUCCACAAUGACAACCUAUUUGGAAUUCAUUCAACAAAAUGAAGAACGAGAUGGAGUCCGAUUUAGUUGGAAUGUUUGGCCAUCAAGUCGACUGGAAGCUACAAGAAUGGUUGUUCCUGUGGCAGCCCUCUUUACACCACUGAAAGAGAGACCUGACUUACCACCUAUUCAAUAUGAACCUGUUCUGUGUAGUAGGACCACUUGCCGUGCAGUUUUGAAUCCUUUAUGUCAAGUGGAUUAUCGAGCAAAACUUUGGGCUUGCAACUUUUGUUAUCAAAGGAAUCAGUUUCCACCUAGCUAUGCUGGUAUAUCUGAACUGAAUCAGCCUGCUGAACUUUUACCUCAGUUUUCUAGCAUUGAAUAUGUAGUUCUGCGUGGUCCUCAGAUGCCUUUGAUAUUCCUCUAUGUGGUUGAUACUUGCAUGGAAGAUGAAGAUUUACAAGCCCUGAAAGAAUCCAUGCAGAUGUCAUUAAGUCUUUUACCACCUACAGCUUUGGUUGGACUUAUUACUUUUGGGAGAAUGGUUCAGGUUCAUGAACUUGGAUGUGAAGGCAUUUCAAAAAGCUAUGUCUUCAGAGGAACAAAAGAUUUGUCUGCCAAACAACUGCAGGAAAUGCUGGGGCUCUCUAAAGUACCAGUUACUCAAGCGACACGUGGUCCUCAGGUACAGCAGCCACCUCCUUCCAACAGAUUCUUACAACCAGUACAGAAAAUAGACAUGAAUCUCACAGAUCUUCUAGGAGAACUCCAGCGAGACCCUUGGCCUGUACCACAGGGAAAGAGACCUUUGCGUUCCUCCGGAGUGGCACUUUCCAUAGCUGUAGGACUGCUGGAGUGUACUUUUCCCAACACUGGUGCUCGUAUCAUGAUGUUCAUUGGCGGUCCUGCUACUCAGGGGCCUGGAAUGGUGGUUGGAGAUGAGUUGAAGACACCUAUAAGAUCGUGGCAUGACAUUGACAAAGACAAUGCCAAAUAUGUUAAAAAGGGAACUAAGCAUUUUGAAGCAUUGGCUAAUCGAGCUGCUACAACUGGCCAUGUUAUUGAUAUCUAUGCGUGUGCAUUAGAUCAGACAGGUCUCCUGGAGAUGAAAUGCUGUCCCAACCUUACUGGAGGAUACAUGGUAAUGGGUGAUUCUUUCAAUACUUCUUUAUUCAAACAAACUUUUCAAAGAGUCUUUACCAAAGACAUGCAUGGACAGUUUAAAAUGGGCUUUGGUGGUACACUAGAAAUAAAGACCUCAAGGGAAAUAAAGAUUUCAGGAGCUAUUGGACCCUGUGUGUCACUCAAUUCUAAAGGACCCUGUGUGUCUGAAAAUGAGAUAGGAACAGGUGGCACAUGUCAGUGGAAGAUAUGUGGACUUAGUCCCACUACAACCUUAGCCAUAUAUUUUGAGGUUGUCAAUCAGCAUAAUGCUCCAAUUCCUCAAGGAGGGCGUGGUGCAAUCCAGUUUGUGACUCAGUAUCAGCAUUCAAGUGGGCAGAGACGCAUCCGAGUGACCACCAUUGCUAGGAACUGGGCAGAUGCUCAAACUCAAAUCCAAAACAUUGCUGCAUCUUUUGACCAGGAGGCAGCUGCCAUUCUUAUGGCCCGGCUAGCAAUAUAUAGAGCAGAAACAGAAGAAGGUCCAGAUGUGCUUAGGUGGCUGGACAGACAGCUCAUUCGACUGUGUCAGAAAUUUGGAGAAUAUCAUAAAGAUGACCCAAGUUCCUUCAGAUUUUCAGAAACUUUCUCCCUUUAUCCACAGUUUAUGUUUCAUUUAAGAAGAUCUUCUUUCCUGCAAGUUUUUAACAAUAGUCCUGAUGAGAGUUCAUAUUAUCGUCACCAUUUUAUGCGUCAAGAUCUGACCCAGUCUCUAAUUAUGAUUCAGCCUAUCCUGUAUGCAUAUUCUUUUAGUGGUCCACCAGAGCCGGUUCUUCUUGAUAGCAGUAGCAUUCUUGCAGAUCGUAUUCUUCUCAUGGACACAUUCUUCCAGAUUUUGAUUUAUCAUGGUGAGACCAUAGCACAGUGGCGGAAGUCAGGAUACCAGGACAUGCCUGAAUAUGAAAAUUUCCGCCACCUUCUGCAAGCCCCAGUGGAUGAUGCACAGGAAAUUCUUCACUCCAGAUUUCCAAUGCCAAGAUACAUUGACACUGAACAUGGAGGCAGCCAGGCCCGUUUCCUUCUUUCAAAAGUCAACCCUUCACAGACUCAUAAUAAUAUGUAUGCCUGGGGGCAGGAGUCUGGAGCACCUAUUCUUACAGAUGAUGUUAGUUUACAAGUGUUUAUGGAUCACUUGAAGAAACUUGCUGUGUCCAGUGCUGCUUGAAGUGCUAAACAUGUUAAAGACACUUAAGAAGAUGAAAUAAUAUUCAAAUUUCAUUUUUUCCUUUUUCCAUUUAUCUGUGGAAACCAACAGAUAUUGCUCUAUAUUUUUUGUAUUAGUAUGGUUUGAGACAACAUAUGGAAAGUGUUCACAUUUGUAGAUUAAGCUGGAAUUAUAAUGAGAGCAAUAAGAACAAAUUUAUUUUGCUUACCACAGUGUUAUAACUGGUUCUAGAAAUUUGAAGUCUUUAUAACUUAAUUAUGUUUAAUAAAAAAUAGAGUCUGCCUUGUACUACAGAUGUAACUCAUUUGUAUAUUGCAGACAGACCCAAAGUGGCACUGAAUUUCCUUGCUCACCUUUUAAAAACUUGUUCCUUAAUUUUAGCCAGAAAGCAAAAAAACAAUAGUAAUGGUAAAUGUGAACAUUUUUGCUUAUUCAUUGAAUAUUUUUCUGUAAUUUUCAGCACUUAUAUAUACACUUUUUCUGUACUUACUAGGUUAAGGCAGAUUUAUUUUUAUGAUUUGUUUAGGAAUUAUUUGAUUUUAUAAUGGUAAUUUUCAUGAUGAUAAUGUUUUUGGUUAUUUGGAAAGAGUUUAGAGAAGAAAGGUUUUUUUGGGUAACAGUCCUGCAGCUGACAAUAAAUGUGAAAUUUCCACAAAAUAUCCAACUUAUGUGACUAAACACAGUAGUUUUUUUAAAAGGGGAGAUAGAAAAUAAAUCGUUUUGUUGGAGUGCAUUUUAGUAAGCCUUUGCAGUAAAAUGACUGUUGUAACUACUAAACCAAAUUUAGUUUUCACAGCAUGAUUUUGUUGUUUUCCCCUUGUUUUUCUGAGGUAAAUUUUACAUUAUAUCCUUCAGUAUUUUAACACUAUUUUGUCAGUUUACACAUUACUUUUUGUUUUUCCUUCCUUUUUGUGAAAUGUAUUAAGUUGUGGUUCUUAUUGAAACAGUAUUAUAUAAUGUUUGCUUAAUUAUAUCAUGUGAUGCUCAGUUCUAUUUUGAUUUAUUCAUUAGUAUUCACUUUUACCUUUAAAGUUUACUUGUAGCAAAUAUGUUUACAUUGAUAAAGCCAGAUAUGUUUUGACAAUGAAAUUUACAUAUCAAGUACUGCAAAUAAAAGGUGGUGCUAUGAUAUAUGCUUAGGAGGACAGUUUUAAUGAUUGUACUUGCAUGAACACAAUCAUAUGAUGGUAAAACAGAAACUUAAGAAAAAAUUGUUUAUAUGUUAUAUUCAAUUAGCUUAAAUAAGUUGCUUUGUUAUAUUUUAUUUGAAUUGAACUAUGCUAGGCCUAAAUGCCAAUAAAAUAUACUUUUCACUGUU
Pongo pygmaeus (Bornean orangutan) is the source of this 3848-nucleotide messenger RNA. It is a transcript of the gene SEC23A, whose product is annotated as SEC23 homolog A, COPII component. The record is from RefSeq and is a predicted model, not a curated record. Bases 233 to 2530 code for a protein of 765 amino acids. The transcript is spliced from 20 exons. Gene Ontology annotation, cellular component: endoplasmic reticulum exit site; COPII vesicle coat. NCBI's taxonomy places the organism in Eukaryota, Metazoa, Chordata, Mammalia, Primates, Hominidae. Gene Ontology annotation, biological process: COPII-coated vesicle budding; intracellular protein transport; endoplasmic reticulum to Golgi vesicle-mediated transport. Gene Ontology annotation, molecular function: GTPase activator activity; zinc ion binding.